GGUAUUUCUGUUAGCUAGGCAUUUUCAUGUAGUGUUCAAAGAAAAUCAUAAAAUAAAAUGAUUGCUUAGUGAGUACUAAAAAUUAAAGGACCCCAGAAUGACUCUUUUCCAUCCUUCUUUGCAAAGGUUGGUUUUCUUUAGCCUGGAUCUUCCCCUAAUAGGAGAAUGGACUAGAUGACUCUUGGUUGAGAAUACCUCCACUUUUCAGGAGCUUCUGGGGUUUGAUUGCGUUUCCUGAAUACACUUUAUUUCUGUUAGCAUGACGUAUUUUUUUGAUGGUCUCAUCUUGGACAUGGGAUGUAAAAACCAUUUCAUACAAAAGUUCCAACCUCUGACUGGUUACUAAUACCAUCCGAUGCAUUCUUUAUUCAGUGGAGUUCUGUAAGUUGCACUACAUUAAUUGCUGGGUGGUUCUUCUGUCUUUAAGUGGACGAUUGAUUAAGCUGGAACAGGAUUCAGGAGUACAAGUUAAAUCAGCUCCUUAAGCUUAGUACAAAGCAUGUUAAAAUGUUUGUAGGUGGUUGGUUCAAUAGUAUACCAAUAUAUUUAAACAAAAAAUCACUUUGAAAUAAUUUAUUUCUAUGACUUUUCUUUAAAGAAAAUGUUGUUGAUAGGUGCUGUUGAGUUGGUGCCAACUCAUAGCAACCUUACGCACAAUAGAACGAAACACUGGCCUGUCCUGUGCCGUCCUCACAGUCUUCGCUAUGCUGGAGCCCAUCAUUUAAAGAAAAUAGGCAUACCAAUUUCAGUUGACUCCAUUAUAGAAAGCAGUUGUCCUGGGAUAUAGCUAGCUGACGUACCUAUUACUUGACUUGACAUGGUGUAACUAAUUAAUUGGUGCUUAGUGAACUGUGAUCAUCUUUAAUCAAAAAAGACAUUUGCUGAGCUGUAUCUCUAAGGCUUCAUGUGGAAGAUUACUGAACCACAGUAGCAUUCUCUGACUUCCUUUAGCCCAUAGAAGUAUCCGUUAAGUAGAAGGUAGAAGAUGCCACUGGAAGUAAAGUUGACUUUUUUUUUAAAAACAGUAUGGCUUUUCGAAAUGUCAACUAAGCAAUUACUUGGCUUUUUGGUAUAUUUUCCCUGCCCAUUCUGGCCACAGAGUAGAUACUCAGGUACUUUAUGUGAUACAUGUCUUUGCUAAAGUUGGGUUGUGCUAAGUUUUUACUCCAUGCUUAUUUUGUUUGCUAUUCAACAUAUAAAAAAAGCAACCACAAAGACCACUGCCAUUGAGUCGAUUCCGACUUGCAGCAAAUAGGAAGUAACCGCUAGAGUGUAUACUUACUCUUAAAUUUUGUUAGUACAUUCAGUUGCUUAAACUUUAUAAAUAAGCAUAAACUACAAUGUUUUUACUGAACAUUCUAAUCAAAUUUCAGUAGAUGCAUUUAAAUAUAGUUUUUGUAUUGAGGCACCAUGGCAAUACAAAUGAAAAACACGACCAAGUCUUUAUUCUCAAAAGAUAGAGUACAUGAAUUCUUCACUAAUCGUUAUGUUGUAAUGGAUUUUUCAAGAACUUACGGGGCUAAUGAGAUCUGUUUUCUCUUGUCCACUGUAUAACUCGUCUUCCUGACCUCUACCUGCAGAUAAGAAUACUGCUAGCAUGCCCGUGGUAAUGCGGAGGCUGAGAGAUCCUGACAUAAAUCCUUGCUUGUCGGAAUCUGAUGCUUCUACCAGAUGUAUGGAUGAAAAUAACUAUGACAGGGAAAGGUGUUCCACUUACUUCUUGAAGUACAAAAACUGCCGGAAAUUCUGGAAUUCUGUCAUGGUCCAGAGAAGACAGAGUGGAGUGAAGCCACCUAUGCCUACAGCAGCAGAAAGAGAUGAAAUCUUGGGAGCACUGGGAAAAAUGCCCUAUUGAAUGUUUGCAUUAAAAUUGUUUAUAUGACUUAGAAAAUGAUGAAUAUUUUUAGUAAGUGGUUACGGUGAUCUUUUAAGAUCUCACAGGCCUUACCCAGAUAGUGCUUAAGUUCUACAAGGGGAGACAAAGUGUUAGCACUAUGUCCUUUGUAUUUGCUGUCAGUACUGUGGGAAUGGUAUGCCACUGCUGGCUGUUUUGUGGCACUGGGUUUAUGUUACUUCCUGAGGGUACCUUAGUGUUAGGAAAGGUUACAUGAGGAAUUGAGCUUGUCUGCUGAGUCUUGAAAGAAAAGUAAGAUUUGGACAAAGACUUAAUGGGGGCUGGUGGGGGGCAGUGUUUACGAAGAAGGGAAUGUGAGGAACAACAUGAUGGAAGGAAACCUUGAACCCAAGUUUAGAAAAUAAUCUGUAGAUAAUACAAACUUAGAGAUUGAGGUAAGUGGAAGAGUGGUGGAAGAGAAGACAUGAAAGGUUAAGUUGGAGGUAGCGUGUGGUGGGCCUUGAAUCCCAGGCUCGUUCCAAAACCUCUAGCCUUCAGAGAACUGAUUUUCACUUACCUUUAUUUAAAUAUGGUUAGUAUAUUGGCUGGGAAGGGAAGCAAGGGGACAGGAAAAUUGUUUUAAAUAAAUGGCAUGCAUAACUGGCUUAUUUUCUCUCUUUAAGGAAAAGCUUAAAGGAUUCCAUAACUAAAAUUUAUGAAACACUGGGUAAUUUUCUGAAGCUGCAGCUUCAGUUACUGAACCAUGGUAAUGGGGAAAAAAAGUAAAUUCAUUAAAAGUAGGAUUUCUAUUUCAGGAUGAAGUGGGGCAUAGAAAGGAAGGGUAUGAGGAUUCAUCAGGUAAACUCAACACUAGGAGACUAGAGCUUAAUUCCAUUUUCUGAUAAUAUACUAAAACAGGAAUAUUCCACAUGGGGACUGGAGUAGAUCUUGUAGCAGUUCCCCUUAUAUCAACCGCUUUUUUAAUUCAGAUUGUUUCAUUUACAAAAUAAUUUUGUAAAAAUAUUUAAUAAAAUUUAACAUACUAGAUUAUCAAUGAAAACAAAUUGCUUGUUGUGUCCCUCCUCAGAUGAGAAGUUCUUGCUGUCCCUGGAUCAAGCACAUUAUUUUAACAGCUGCUCACAACGAACUAGCCAUCUUGUUGGUCUAAGUCCAAAACCCAGCUCAGAUAUUUUAAAGCCAUAUGAUUGUUAAAUGUAAUUCAUAUGCUAUAUAAAUCACCUACUUAAACUGUACAAUUUUUUUUAUGUAGUCACAGAAUACAGCCAUCACCACAGUCGAUUUUAGAACAUUUUCAUCACCCUAAAAAGAAACUAUACCCAUUAGCAGUCACUCCCCAUUUUCCCCUAAUUAACCCCAUCUCUUAGGCAACCACUGAUCUUUCUGUCUAGUCUGGUCAUUUAUAUAAAUGGGAUUAUAGAAUAUGUAGUCUUUGUGACUGGCUUGUUUCACUUCGUGUAAUCUUUUCAAGAUCCAUGUUUCAAGAUUCAUCAGUAUUUAAUUCCUUUUUAUUGUUGAAUAACAUUCCAUUGUAUGAAUAUACCACAUUUUCUUUAUCAGUCGAUGGAUAUUUAAGUUGUUACCACUUUUUCCCUAUUAUAAAUAAUGCAACUUCUUGAACAUUUGUGCGCAGUUUAUUGUGUGGGCAUUCUUUUUGGAUAUAUAAGUAGUAGUAGAAUUGUUGGGUUGUAUGGUAACUAUGUUUAACUUUUUGAGGAACUGCCAAACUGCUUUCCAAAGUGGCUAUACCAUUUUAUAAUCCCAUCAGCAGUGUAUGGAGAUUCCAAUUUCUCCACAUGCUUACCAACACUUGUUAUUGUCUGUCUUUGAUUAUAGCCGUCCUGGUUGGUGUAAUGUGAGCUGGUAUCAUUGUGGUUUUGAUUUGCAUUUCCUUCAUGUCUGAUGAUGAGCAUCUUUUCAUGUGCGCAUUGGCUGUUGUAUAGCAUCUUUGGAGAAAUGUCUGUUUAGGUCCUUUGCCCAUUUUUAUGAAUUGGAUUAGUUGUCUUUUUAUUUCUGAGUUAUAAGAGUUCUUGAUAAAUACACUAGAUACAUAUCCCUUAUUAUAUGAUUUGCUAAAUUUUUUCCAUUACAUGGAUUAUAUCUUCACUUUCUUAAUGGUGUCCUUUAAAACAAAGUUUUUAAUUUGGUGAAGUCCAGUUUAUCUGCUUUUGUUUUGUUGCUUUUGGUGUUACAUGAUUAGGGACAGCAUGAAUCCAAUCCCCAAAAUGUGGAGAUUGAUCCAGUCCUUUCCCACUUCUGUAUUCUCUUCACAAGCCACGCCCAUGUCACUAUUUGAUCCUAGCCACCCAGACCUAGGUCAGAGAUGACAAGUUAAAAGGACUCCAUCCUUCAGACUGCUAAAGAGGUGGAUGCCAGCCACAAGCUUGGGAGUCCACAUGACACCCUUACUUUCUGACCUGCUGGCUCCUUCUGCCCCUUUGGGUUUGAUCGUUCACUGAAACAAUUCACGGAGUUCAUGCUUACAACUGUAGCCAGGAAGGAUAUAUACCAAGAGACACAUGAUAGGUUAAAUCAUGCCUCCUGAGACUAGCUGAUAUCAGCUUCCCAGGUGAGUAUUUUCUGGUCUGAUUAGCCCUCACUAGCCAGCACACAUUCUCAGGUGUGUCCUGGAAGUCUCAGACCAAGGCAUCCCAAUUGCUCUAAGGACAACGACCACCUUUUUUAGCAUAAAACUAGGUUCUUUACCCCACAGAUACCAUAUCUAAGAAACCAUUGUGUAAUCGAAGGUCAUGAAGAUUUACACCUAUGUUUUAUUCUUGGAGUUGAAUAGUUCUUACAUUUAGGUCUUUGGUCCAUUUUGAGUUGGUUUUUAUAUAUAGUGGGAGAUAAGAUGCCAACUUCAUUCUUUUGCAUGUGGCUAUCCAGUUGUCCUAGCACCAUUUAUUGAAAAAAGACUUUCUUUCCCCAUUGAAUUGUCUUGGCACCCUUGUUGUAAAUCAAUUGACUAUAAAUGUGAGAGUAUUUCUGGACUGAAUUCUAUUCCAUUGAUCUACAUGUCUGUCCUUAAAACGCCAGCACCGGAAUGUCUUGAUUACUAUAGCUUUGUAGUGAUUGCAUAACUCUUUGAUGAGUGUUUUCUAUAAAUAUGUUUUCUGUGAAGUGCCUUUGAUGACAAACUAAUUAACUGUUUUGGGAUUUUUGAUCAACAAACCCUUAACAUAUGUUUUUAUCUAAUUAUAUAUAGCUCCAUCCAGGUAAAACUGUUCAAUUCCAAAUUUGUCCUCACUAGUUCCCUAAGUUGUUUGCUUCUUUAUGCCUACCCUGAUAAUUUCAGUACACUUUUCUUGUAACCUGGUUGUUCAAGAUCUCACUGCAUCACUCUUGAGGGACAGAAGAGCACAGGGAUUUUCUUCAUCACCACUGUUAAAUUUGCCACUAUUGUAUUUCUCUCUCUAAGAUUCUAGUUUGGGAAAUGUGAAGCUAAGUAACUUUAUAAAUUAAUUGUGUUAGGAUGGUAGUGAGUGCCAUGAUAAAUUUUGGAGUCAGGUAACCCUUUGGUAUCAACCAUCAACUGACCAGCUAUGUAGAAGGUGACCAUUUUAUUGUGUUCAUACACAGCACACUCUUGUAGGAAGCAUCUUAUUACAGAGGAGUCUCAUCCCAACCAGAUGUGGAAAGGUGGUGCACCGUGUCUGUAACAAGUAAAAGCAACCCAUUUGAGAAUCAUUUUACCUGUUUGUAAGCUCCUGGGGAACGUGCACUGUCAUUCAUGGUUAUAUCCACAAUGCCUGGUGUGCUUCUAGUAUGUAAUAAACAAUCAACAAUUGUGUGUGUUUAGGGAAGAAAUCGUUUUUAAAACUGAACACUUUAAAAACAUGGAGGUUCAAACAAUGUAAAGGGAUAUAUAAUUUACAAUAAAUUUGCCCUAGAAGCAGCCAAUGUAGGGUUUUCAAAAUUUUCCACCUAUAUAUAUCUGUGUUUUGUACAAAAGAAACCCCAUAGUACAGGAUUUGUAGGGUAGCUUGCAUUUUUCACUUAAUAUAGUUUGGGUAAUUGUCUAUCAGCAGUCAUAGAUUUACUCCAUUUCGUCAGUGGAUGUAAUUUUCUAUUGUAUGGUCAUAUGGUCAUUUAACCCAUCUCCUAUUGAUGAGUAUGCUAUUACAACCAAGGUUGCGAUAAGCAUUCGUACGUGGGUCUUUGCCCAUGCAUAUUUUUGUCUAUAUGAUAAAUUUCUAACGAUGGAAUUUCCAGGUUCAGAGUUUCUGCGUUUUAAAUUUUAUAAGUAUUGUCAAAUCGUCCUCCAAAGAGGAGCUCACCAAUGCGUACUCCCAUAAACAAAGCUGAGUGUUUUCUUUGCUCACACUCUCAGUCCUGCUGCAUACUUUAAAACUCUU
Molecule: messenger RNA, 6207 nt
Organism: Trichechus manatus latirostris (Florida manatee)
Lineage: Eukaryota; Metazoa; Chordata; Mammalia; Sirenia; Trichechidae
Gene: CHCHD7
Product: coiled-coil-helix-coiled-coil-helix domain containing 7
Exons: 3
Coding region: 1598-1855 (85 amino acids)
Biological process (GO): mitochondrial respiratory chain complex assembly
Cellular component (GO): mitochondrion
Source: RefSeq, a predicted model, not a curated record